AUGGAAGAUUGCAAUCUAUCAUUACUGAAUGAACCCUCAUCUUUCUUUCUCUUACUAUCCACAUCUCUUGCUUUUAUGGUCUACCUCAAUUGGAAAGAGAGUUUGUUUGUUGUUCAAGUGCUUACGUUCAAAUGGUAUUCAGUUCAAUACCUGCUUGAAUAUCUCGAUGAUUUACGCUUGCACAUCCUGCAGCAAGGCAGAGCACGCAAAGAUCUCAAGACACCUAUAUUAACAAGCAUGCCUCUUCCAGCAACCGAGAAACGACGCUUUCAAGGCUACUAUGUGAAUGAAGCUGUUGGCGAUUAUGGAUACAAAUUGGAUGAAAUAAGAUUGAAAUUUACCAAGCUGAGCAACAACGGAUGUCAUCGAAUGCCAUCAACAUCAUCCGCCGAGUUGGACGUCUUGAAUAUGAUUCAUGAUAUGUUCAAGGCCAUUGAGAGCAAAAAAGACAUUAUGGAUCAAUGUACAUUUGAAGCUCGAUAUGGAUUGAUGUGGAAGACCACCUGGCAAGAUACGCAAGAGCAUGACGUGAUGGCAUGUCCCAAUAUCUUUUGCCACUAUUACAAGAACACUGUAGUUUAUGUAUCCCUCCUGCUUGGAAAGACUGUCUGUAAUAAAAAACUGAUAUAG
Molecule: messenger RNA, 630 nt
Organism: Mucor velutinosus
Lineage: Eukaryota; Fungi; Mucoromycota; Mucoromycetes; Mucorales; Mucoraceae
Exons: 1
Coding region: 1-630 (209 amino acids)
Molecular function (GO): structural molecule activity
Source: RefSeq, a predicted model, not a curated record